Zea mays is the source of this 689-nucleotide messenger RNA. RefSeq lists its product as uncharacterized. The coding region runs from base 75 to 494 and encodes 139 amino acids. NCBI's taxonomy places the organism in Eukaryota, Viridiplantae, Streptophyta, Magnoliopsida, Poales, Poaceae. Gene Ontology annotation, cellular component: nucleus; mitochondrion. The transcript has 5 exons. The record is from RefSeq and is marked validated. Gene Ontology annotation, biological process: mitochondrion organization.
GCUCUCUCUCUUCAUUCGUUCCCGGCCUCACCCCGAGCCAGUCGUCUCGCUAGGGUUUCGCCGCCGCCGCCGCCAUGCCUCGCCGCAGCUCAGGAAGGUCUGCCCCACGCCCAGCUCCCCGUGCUGCUUCACUGAGGAACCCGCCACAGCCAGCACGCCAGGCUCCUCCUCCAGCUCCUGUUCGAGAUGGUGGUGGCUCCAUGUUUGGAGGAAUUGGGUCCACCAUUGCUCAAGGUAUGGCGUUUGGCACGGGUAGUGCCAUGGCACACAGGGCUGUUGACUCUGUAUUAGGUCCCCGGACCAUCCAGCAUGAGACUCUUGCCACAGAAGCUCCUGCUGCUGCCCCUGCUGCUCCAGCGAUGAAUGCUGAUGCUUGCAGCUUCCAUUCUAAGGCUUUCCAAGAUUGUCUGAACAACUAUGGCAGCGAGAUCAGCAAGUGCCAGUUCUACCUAGACAUGCUGAACGAGUGCCGCCGUGGUGGUGUGUCUGUCUAAGCUGCCUCUGGGAUUAUUCAUGGAUUUUCUUUUCGGAUGAGGGUAUCUCAUUAAUAAGACACCGUGAAACUUCGACCAUCUCCACAGCUUGAAACCAUACUUCCUGGGAUUAAUUUAUUUUGUUAUCCUAUGGUGUUGGAACAGACUUUUGUCUCUUGAUCAUAAAUAUUUAAACGAACCUGUUAUGUUGGAGUA